UAAAGUUUUGUCCUUUUUCUUAAAGAUAAUGAAUUUAUGAUUGACAUGAGAGGAAGUUAGGAACCCAAUACGAUUUAUUAGCAGAGUUGGAUUUGUGGGGAAAAGUGUUUAAUGAUGAUGACACAUUCAAACUCAAAAAGUGUUUAAGAAAGAAGGAAGAUUGGACGAGAAACCCAUCAAACUUUUUUGACCGACGUACACUCUCAUUCUAUUUGCACUGUUCCAUUUCUGAUCUGCCAAUUGCCAGAGAACUGUAGUGACCACUCUCUACCCUCCCCAGGUGUACGAUUCCUUUUACACGAGAGAUUUGUUGUUUUCUGCAGCUUUUCUUCUCCUUCCGCAUCUGGACCACCUCACUUACCGCUCACUUCCAUAUCAUUUACGGCAUCGGCGGCGGCCUCUGCUGCAAUACCGGCCCCUUUAUCUUCAUAACUGGCUCUGCCGGGCUGAUCCGACGGACACCAUCUCCCCUCUUCCUGAUCGGACGACCAGGACUUGACCGUCAACGCAAGGAUUUGAACUUUGGAGGACUAGACUUAUGGAUCACAAUGGCCAUAGAAGUGGUAACCAAAGGAUUCUUGUUUCUAUGCAAAAUGGUAACGGAAUUUCUACCAACUCUGUUGAUGAGCUGGACCCAUGGACCGCUUGGCUGUACAAACCUCGCACAGUUACAUUGUUGUUUAUUGGUGCAUGUCUUCUCAUUUGGGUAAGUGGAGCUCUUGAUCCAGAGCAAACCUCCAGCAAUGAUCUGGUUACAUCUGUGAAAAGGGGUGUUUGGGCAAUGGUCACAGUGUAUCUUGCUUAUUCUUUAUUACAAGCCCCUACGACGAUUCUUAUUAGGCCACAUCCUGCCAUUUGGCGCCUAGUUCAUGGAAUGGCUGUCAUAUACCUUGUUUCAUUAACAUUUUUGCUUUUUCAGAAUCGUGAUGACGCUCGCCAGUUUAUGAAGUAUCUGGAUCCCGAUCUUGGUGUUGAACUACCUGAAAGAUCCUAUGGUGCUGAUUGCAGAAUCUAUGUACCUGAAAAUCCCACGAACAGGUUUAAGAAUGUUUAUGAUACUGUGUUUGAUGAGUUUGUUCUGGCUCAUGUUCUUGGAUGGUGGGGGAAAGCCAUCAUGAUUCGUAAUCAACCUCUUCUAUGGGUGUUAUCAAUUGGGUUUGAGUCAAUGGAGCUUACCUUCCGGCAUAUGCUACCAAAUUUCAAUGAGUGCUGGUGGGACAGCAUUAUUCUUGACAUUUUACUCUGCAAUUGGUUUGGUAUUUGGGCUGGAAUGCGCACUGUUCGUUAUUUUGAUGGUAGAACAUAUGAGUGGGUUGGUAUCAGCCGACAACCAAAUAUUAUUGGCAAAGUGAAGAGAACACUUGGUCAAUUCACUCCAGCACAUUGGGAUAAAGAUGAAUGGCAUCCACUUCUGGGCCCUUGGCGUUUUGUUCAAGUUCUCACUCUCUGUGUUGUUUUCUUGACAGUAGAGUUGAACACAUUCUUCCUCAAGUUCUGUCUUUGGAUUCCUCCAAGAAACCCUUUCAUAAUAUGUAGAUUAAUUUUAUGGUGGCUGAUUGCGAUACCUACCGUUCGUGAGUAUAAUUGUUACCUAAAUGACAGAAAACUGGUUAAAAAAGUGGGACCAUUCUGUUGGCUUUCACUUGCCAUCUGCAUAGUUGAACUUCUAAUAUGCAUUAAGUUUGGGCAUGGAUUGUUUCCUGCCCCCAUGCCAAAAUGGUUAAUUAUUUUUUGGACAUCCUUCGGGAUUGCCCUUGUGGUGUUCUUGUCCGCAUGGGCAUGGCAAUUAGUUAGAAGAAAGCAGCAAUGAAGCCACUGGAGUAGUCUUGUUGUCAUGGAAGUGGUUUACCAGAAAUCAGCAAUCAAUUCUCGUAUUGGUGUCUAAUUCUUUAAUUUAUCUGAGAUGUUUUGAUAGCCAUUAUGUUGUAAAUGCCCAUUUAGGUGCUUGUUAUAAUAAUUGUAUAGGCUUUAUUUCAUUAUAACUAAUUAGGUUAGAUCACACACACAUACAUGUUUAGGGAACCUCACUUGCAUACUUCUCACAGGUUAAAGCUUUGCAGAUAUUCAAGUCUCAUUUUGUAGCUUUGAGCAGUGCCAAAUUACUUCUAUUUAGAUAAAAAGAUGGUACUCUAACUCUUAUAUCAGGAAAAUCACAUGGUUCUAUC
Cuscuta europaea is the source of this 2165-nucleotide messenger RNA. NCBI's taxonomy places the organism in Eukaryota, Viridiplantae, Streptophyta, Magnoliopsida, Solanales, Convolvulaceae. The record is from the annotation of a GenBank genome assembly.